Molecule: messenger RNA, 363 nt
Organism: Diceros bicornis minor
Lineage: Eukaryota; Metazoa; Chordata; Mammalia; Perissodactyla; Rhinocerotidae
Gene: LST1
Product: leukocyte specific transcript 1
Exons: 4
Coding region: 1-282 (93 amino acids)
Biological process (GO): dendrite development; cell morphogenesis; immune response
Cellular component (GO): membrane
Source: RefSeq, a predicted model, not a curated record
AUGGACUCGGCAGAGAUGAAAUUUUACACAUAUGGGAGCUUGGGGCUGGGGGGGCUCCUGCUCCUGGUUGUGGUUGUUCUGUCUGCCUGUCUGUGUCGGCUCCAUCGGAGAGUGAGGAGGCUGGAGAGGAGCUGGGCCCAGCUCUCGGAGCAGGAGCCCCACUACGCGUCUCUGCAGAGGCUGCCCCGCAAGGGGCCUGACAGUGGCCACCAAGAAAAGGAAGUCUCCGAGGAGGACCCCAGCAGCGACUACGCCUGCAUUGCCAAGAACAAACCCACCUGAGCACUCUGGAUGCCUCCGUCAACCCAGGCGGGUGCUCGGGACCGUCCUGUGGUUCACCCAGUAAAGACAGUGGUCUCACCA